Molecule: messenger RNA, 3327 nt
Organism: Magnolia sinica
Lineage: Eukaryota; Viridiplantae; Streptophyta; Magnoliopsida; Magnoliales; Magnoliaceae
Product: phosphatidylinositol-3-phosphatase myotubularin-1
Exons: 19
Coding region: 253-2787 (844 amino acids)
Biological process (GO): dephosphorylation
Molecular function (GO): phosphatase activity
Source: RefSeq, a predicted model, not a curated record
UGAUGAGUCGCGACAGAGGCAAAAGGAAACUUGCAAUGGAGAUGGAAGAGAAAUGAGGAUUCGUUGCGUAAAUGUCCGCACGCGCGUGACAAACGUGAGAGCUCGCAUCACGUGGGAGAGAGCAGGAAAGAGGGUAGGAAAGAGCCCUCGCGCAGACCUUUGAAGGGUAGCGACGAACGCCGUGGCGGAUAGCCACCGACACCCAUAUAAAUCCCAUCUCUGCCAGAGAGAGAGGGAGAGAGGGAGAGAGGGAUGGAAGGAGCGGGCAGAGAGAUGGAAGGAGCGAGCAGUUGGGACGCAAUCGAAUGGACUAAGAUCGAGCCCGUGAGACAGUCGCUAUCCCAUGGGUGGUCGGAGCUUCUGUUGGAAUCUGAGGAAGUUCUCGUCGAGGGUUUUGGUGUUAUUCUCCUAAAUACUGAUGAGGCAGGUACCUUAUUGGUGACAAAUUUCCGCCUUCUUUUUGUGAGCGAAGGAUCUAGGAAGAUCAUUGCGCUUGGCACAAUACCCUUGGCAACAAUUGAGAAGUUCAGUAAACAAGUUACGAAGCCUCCCUCGUACCCUCGUCAAUCUGAUAAGACUCCAUCACGUCGACUUCUCCAGGUUAUAGGUAAAGACAUGAGAAUUAUUGUGUUUGGUUUUCGCACAAAAACUAAGCUGGUAAGUCUUAAGAGGCGUGCUGUAUUUGACUCAUUGUGGAGGGGUACCAGGCCAGUACGUUUAUGGGAUCUUUAUACAUUUGGAUGUUCUCCCAAGUUCAAGAACAGUGACCCAAAGACGCGGUUACUGAAUGAGUACUGUCGGCUUCUUGGGAAAGACCCCUAUGGUGUAUCAAGUAGUAGCAUUGAAGAUGGAUCAUCUUCUAUUUCCAACAAGUGGUGGAGAAUAAGUCGGUUGAAUUCAAACUAUACUAUGUGUCCGACCUAUCCCUUCUCCUUCAUUGUCCCUGAAUGUAUCAGCGAUGAAGAAGUACUACAGGCUUCUUCCUUUCGUGCGAGGUGUCGGUUGCCUGUAAUUUCAUGGUGUCAGUCAGGCACUGGAGCUGUUCUUGCACGUUCAUCCCAACCUUUAGUUGGUCUCAUGAUGAAUUCAAGAAGCAAUGCUGAUGAAAAGCUUGUCGCAGCCCUUUGCACUCAAAAUGGUGGUGAGAGGGGACAACGAAGGAAGCUUUAUAUUGCUGAUGCAAGGCCAAGAAAGAAUGCCUUAGCAAAUGGUGCGAUGGGUGGUGGUUCUGAGUCAUCUUCUAAUUAUUUCCAAUCUGAGGUUGUUUUCUUUGGGAUUGACAAUAUUCAUGCAAUGAGGGACAGUCUUGCUCGACUUAGAGAUUAUCUUGACACUCAUGGUACUACUUCAUCAGAUGGAAUGUCAUCAUUCUUGAGAAAUGGAGGAUGGACUUGGGGAGGGGGCAACUUAAGCAGUAUGUCUGCUUCUGUUUCAACCCUUGGUGAUAGUGGGUGGUUAAGCCAUGUUCACAGUGUUUUAGCUGGUUCUGCUUGGAUUGCUGCAAGAGUUGCUUUGGAAUCAUCCUCAGUGCUUGUCCAUUGCAGUGAUGGAUGGGAUAGAACAACUCAGUUGGUUUCACUAGCUAGUUUGCUGCUUGAUCCUUUCUAUCGGACAUUUAAAGGGUUUCAGGCACUUGUGGAAAAAGAUUGGCUUGCAUUUGGUCAUCCGUUUUCAGAUCGCAUGGGCAUGCCUACAAUAUCUGGAAAUAGUACUAUGUCCUCAGAAUUACCCAGACAAUCUUCAAGUGGGAAUGUUUCAACUUCACCAAUCCGUACAUCUUCAGGAACCUUGCGCACAUCUUCAACUAGCUCUUCAUCACAUCCACAAACAUCAAGCAAUUACUCUCCCAUAUUUUUGCAGUGGGUUGAUUGUGUUUCUCAGUUGUUACGGAUGUAUCCAUGUGCUUUUGAGUUCACCUCGGCCUUCUUAGUUGACUUCUUGGACUGCAUGUUGUCUUGUCGAUUUGGAAACUUUUUAUGCAACAGUGAAAAGGAAAGGCUGCAGUCUCGUAUUUCUGAUACCUGUGGAUGCAUGUGGGUGUACUUGGCUAGUCUGCGACGUUCUGAAGGCUCUUGUCAUGUGCACUGUAACCUCUUUUAUGAUCCCACAAAACACAAUGGCCCACUGUUACCUCCUGCAGCAGCAUUAGCUCCGACACUCUGGCCCCAGUUUCAUCUGAGAUGGGCGUGUCCUUCAGAAGCACAAGCUGGGGAACUUGAAGCUCAGUGUCGGAAUAUGGCUAGGAAAUUUGCCGAUAUCCAGAAGGCAAAAGAGAUGGCAGAAUCAAAGGCUAAAGACGUCAUAACCAGCAUGGAAUCACUAACGGCAGAGUUACUGAAAGAGAGGCAGCUCAGCAGCUCAGCCAUGGAUUUGGCCAAAAGGGCCUGCAGGGAGAGCCUAGCCAUUAAGAGGGCAAUACAGUCGCUUGGAUGCAAGGUGCAUUUCUCAAACAGUGGCGACUGUGCCUUGGACAUGGAAAGCUCGCCGCUCCAAGCAAAACAGAAAUUCGUUCACACUCCUCACAAACUCACGGAUGGAGACAGUGGGCAGCAGGAUGAAAAAUCAGAUCUUUCAGUGUCUAUAUCAGUCAUUGCUGACGACGUAGCUUCUAACAACCUAGCUGGUCAGCCAUGUGAAAAUCUAUGCCCAUUCCGCACAAGAGAGGGGGGUUGCAAGUGGCCUGACGCUGAAUGUGCGCAGUUUGCGAGCCAGUUUGUUGGGUUGACGGCAAACUUUGAUGCAUUUGACCGGCUUUCUAUCUAUGAUUGUUAUUUCGGGUCAGAAUAAGGAGUGGGUGGCAGUUUGAGUUGAGUUGUUUGACCUCCACAGGCUGUCAUCAGAUGAGAGAUAUCUGAGCCGAUUUUUUUCAGGCAAUCAGAUCAGACUCAUCCAUACCCGAUCGGAGGAUUUUCGUGAAGGGAAUUGAAUGGAGUUCCUGAAGAUUCAGGCUGCGGAAUGGAUUUCAAUUUUUCAGAAGAGCCUUCCCCACGCAUUCAAGGUGAUACGGGAUACCAUAUGGGGAGGAAUGCCAUGCUCUCUGCAAAAUGGUGGUGGAAGACAAAAACUCUGCAGUAGCCAAGACUUUGGUUUGUACAUAAAUAAUGGCAAAAAAUGAUUCAAUUGGAUUACGCUUCGAUCAGCAGAAGCGAAGUCAAGAUGAUUCAAUCUAGUGCUGCCAACCUUUGUUUUGUUAGUCAUUUGCAGCUGUGUAUGUACAGCAUCUACUGAUCUGAUACAGCGUUAAAUGUAUAUUUUUUAUCGGGAUGUUAGCUUGAUUUUAAGCUGCAAUCUACUUACUGUAUAAUAUUUGGGCCACUUUGGAAAUAA